Messenger RNA from Lepisosteus oculatus (spotted gar), 1729 nucleotides. Lineage: Eukaryota; Metazoa; Chordata; Actinopteri; Semionotiformes; Lepisosteidae. The record is from RefSeq and is a predicted model, not a curated record.
UUAGACUUUGAUCAGAUGAGCACAAACUUAAUGCUUUCAAACUGCAAUCUGUAGGCGGAAACGGAGGGAGGAAUUUUGCUGUGAUUUAUAACGGAUAUUUCGUUGUGUUAUACAGAAAUGUCUCGAGCCGCCGAUCGACUCAAGAGAGUUAUUCAUCAUUUGGAUCGCCCGAGGCCCCAGCUUACAAAGACAGUUUUUGACACGUCUGCACAAUCGGUGUCAUGUCACCAUCCUUCAGCAUUCCGCUAUACCCUGGACACGGACGUUCUGUCUCCUGAGCAGAGAUUGUUUUAUGAGUCAAACGGAUAUCUGCUCAUUAAGAAUCUGGUGUCUGAUGAGGACAUUGACAAGUUCAGAGAGGAGUUUGAGAAGAUCUGCAGGAGGGAGGUUGAAGUACCUGGGCUGUUGGUGAUGAGGGACAUUGCCAUUGCUAAAUCCGAGUUUGUUCCUGACCAGAAAGCAGUGUCCAAACUACAGGACUUCCAGGACGACCCAGAACUCUUCAGAUUCUGUACUCUUCCCCAGAUCGUGAAGUAUGUGGAGUGCUUUACAGGUCCAAACAUCAUGGCUAUGCAUACUAUGCUGAUCAAUAAACCCCCUGACACAGGCAAGAAGACCUCCCGACACCCCAUGCACCAGGACCUGCACUACUUCCCCUUCCGGCCCUCUGACCGCAUCGUGUGUGCCUGGACGGCCAUGGAGAGGGUGGACCGCAGCAACGGCUGCCUCGUGGUGCUGCCAGGGACUCACAGGGGGACCCUGAAACAGCACGACUACCCGGCAUGGGAGGGUGGCGUGAAUAAGAUGUACCAUGGUGUUCAGGAUUAUAGCCCCGAGCAUCCUAGAACGCAUCUUGUAAUGGAGAAAGGGGACACGGUGUUCUUCCACCCACUUUUAAUCCAUGGAUCAGGGAUGAACCGCACCCAGGGAUUCAGGAAGGCCAUAUCCUGUCAUUAUGCAAGUGCUGACUGUUACUAUAUUGAUGUGAAGGGAACAACCCAGGAAAACAUCGAAGAGGAAGUAAAGGGCAUUGCUUUACGAAAGCAUGGCCUAGGUGAUGAUAUUACACUCAAGGACACAUGGGCUUUCAGAGGGCGCCUUGUAAAGGGGGAGAGGACCUCACUGUGAUCACGCUUGCCAGACCAGGCCUUGAAUAUUGAACGAAUCAUUUGUACGUUCUGCAUUUAUAAAAAAUCUUCUCUAUUAUUCAUUUUACAAAUUUCUAAUAAUUUAUAACUCUGCCUUGUCAUUUAAAUUCUAGUCAUUUGUAAUAUCCUUAAUAACUCAAAGCAUUACUGUAUAUCAAAGUGCCAGGAAUGCAGUUACAUGCAGAAAAAUGUAUGCAUGUAUUAGUAGAUUCAUGAAACUUUAUAGUAGAAAUGUGAACCAUUUUUUAAUAGUAUUGUUGCGAAAAAUCUUGCCUCAAGAUUUAGCAACUACCUCUUUUCAUUCUAGGGUUAUAAUUUGUAGAAACAAACUAAUAUUUCAAAUUAAAUAAUACAGUACUAUUGGGAGAGGGUAAAUGUUAAGAGGGAAAAGUAGGUAAAAAUACAAAAGAGGCAGGUUAUAAAGAAAUGUUUUAACGUAAUUCUGCUAGAAUUCAUAAACUGAUCUAAAAGUUAAAGAGGAUUGUUGGAAGGCACUAAAAUUACUGUAGAUAGCAAGAAUGCACUUUAAACAAUGUGUGUAUUGUUUGUAUUUUAAAAUCAUAAACAGAUUGUUCAAAGAG